This is a messenger RNA of Papilio polytes (common Mormon), 868 nucleotides long. RefSeq names its product UDP-glucuronosyltransferase 2B13-like. The transcript has 4 exons. Bases 1 to 753 code for a protein of 250 amino acids. Gene Ontology annotation, molecular function: UDP-glycosyltransferase activity. Lineage: Eukaryota; Metazoa; Arthropoda; Insecta; Lepidoptera; Papilionidae. The record is from RefSeq and is a predicted model, not a curated record.
AUGAUUUUAAUUAUUUUGGGUGAGAAUUUAAUACAAGAAUAUUUCGAUCUGAAGAAUAUAAUGGAUAAUGCAAAGCAUGGAGUUAUAUAUUUUAGUUUAGGAUCGAAUUUAAAGAGUAAAGAUUUCCCCGAAAGGAUGUUGAAAGAUUUGCUCAAAUUAUUUGGAAACUUGCAACAGACAGUUGUAUGGAAGUUCGAGGAAUCGUUGCCAAAUAAACCUGCAAACGUACAUAUUUUGAAAUGGGCACCGCAACAAAGUAUUCUCGGAUUUUCAGCACACCCUAACUGCAUUCUAUUCAUCACACACGGCGGCAUGUUGUCAGUAACAGAAGCGGUACAUUUUUCUGUACCGUUUGUUGGUCUUCCAGUUUUCUAUGACCAGAACUUUAACGUAGCAAAAUCUGUUCAAAGAGGUAUCGCUAAAAAGGUUGCAUUGAGUAUGAACUUGGCUGAGGACUUGAGAGACGCUAUUCAGGAAAUGCUGAACAAUAAUACAUAUAAUGAGGCGAUGAAAGAAACUUCAUUUGUGUACCACGAUCGUGUACCACCUGGUAAAGAAUUGGUACAUUGGAUAGAGCACGUGGUACGGACCAACGGCGCGUCUCACUAUCGCUCUACUGCACUUCUGCUGUCCUGGUACCAGAAAAUGUAUCUAGACUUUAUAAUAAUGAUUUUUGGAUUUGUUUGUUUGUUUGUAUAUUUGAUAAAAUACUUAUGCAAUAAGUCUAAAGUACAGAAGAUUAAGAGUUCGUAAAAAUGUUAAUUUCACUCCAGAAAUAUUUUCCUUCUGUUCGAAAAGAAACCAGAAAUAUGUUAAUUUUUUUAAGGUUGUAUUCUGAAAAGGUAAAUAAACUAAAAUCUAAUUGGCA